AUGUCGACACAGAGACGAAAUGCAGCGGCGAACGAGCAAUAUGCAGACAUUGUGCAGAUUUCAAGAUUGCUCGUUUCUAUGCGGGAUGGCAAGCGAGAUCGCGUCAAGAAGCAAUACGGGGCCAUGACCGAAAAGGUGGCAGACUAUGAAACUAUUGAAGGACUUGGUCACCAGAGUGGGCGAUAG
This is a messenger RNA of Exophiala bonariae, 186 nucleotides long. RefSeq lists its product as uncharacterized. NCBI's taxonomy places the organism in Eukaryota, Fungi, Ascomycota, Eurotiomycetes, Chaetothyriales, Herpotrichiellaceae. Bases 1 to 186 code for a protein of 61 amino acids. The transcript has a single exon. The record is from RefSeq and is a predicted model, not a curated record.